AUGGCGAGUCUGCGUCGAGUCAGCUAUCUCCUCAUUAUUUUGUUUUUUCUGGAUGUAUCCUUCAUUGACCACGUAGCCACACAAUGCGGGGUUCACUGGAGGCCUGCUGGAGAAGAUUGGGCAAACACUUGGGAUGGAAUGCUUCUUUUUAGCUGUCCAAAAGGUAUGUUGCGUACCUAAUCAGUUCAGGUGAAAGAAGGAGAAGAAAAAAGGCGAACUCAAACGAUGUGCACAUAUCUCAUCUGAGUUAGAGAAAUUCUUUUCUCCUCGAUAAUGAGAGGAGAAGUAUCUUGUUGAAUUGUAACUCUGAUUACCAACUCUUUUUCGCAACAGGUAAAUCGAUCCGUCGCAUCCAUAGCAUCCACAGGAACUGCAUAGAAGAUCGGAUCUGGGCUUUUAGCUGUGAGCCAAACUCUGCAGCCCAAGUAUGCUCCUGGACAGGAUUCGUGAAUAGUUAUGACGACCUUCUGAACUUCAAAUGUCCAAACAAUGGUUUCAUUUCAGGCAUAUACAGUGUGCACAGCAACAAACGCGAGGAUCGCAGGUUAUUCGGCUUCUUAUGAACAAUGAGCUUCGAUAAUAAUCUGAUAUUUCAUUGGACAUGCCUAACUUCGCUUUGUGAUUUGCCGAGAAAAACUCGCGUCACAUUCUCUACCAAUCAGAUGUAAAAUUGAAAGACUCUUGACUUGAAUAACCCUAAGCCUUACCCAAGAACCCAAACUCCUCUAUUGCAGGUUUGAGUUCAAGUGUUGUCACAGCAGCAGCUACAGCCGCCACAGCUGUAAAUGGAGCCACACCACUAACUGGGACGCCGACAUCGACUAUAGCACCACUUGGGGUUGGCUGGCUGGAGCACACAGCUAUCACAAUAACCAUUACGAGUAUGUAACUCAGCUCUGACAAAGGGGGACAUCAAUACAAGUGGAAAUCAAUCUUUGAUAUAGCUGUUUUGAUUAUAGAGAUGCGCCCACUCUGGUCGUUGGAUGAUUACAUCAUUUAUUACACCCAUUUUGAAAUCACUGGUGGUCCCUGUAAUCUGAUUGGCCCUAAUUGAUGCGAUUUAUUCACGAAUCGCACCAUUUUUUGCUUUAAAUAAAUUUCCCAGCCAAUGAGGAGGCUACACUAAAAAACAAAACAACCAAUCAGAUUUAAGGCUUGUUUACAGUAACCGAUCAAAUUGCAGGAAAAUGAAAGACAAAGAGUAUCAUGUGGCAAAUUUUGCAACUUCUGUUUCUGAACUCUUACUUUUUCCCUCAAAAAUGGACAUGAAUUUAAUUUCAGACCGGCUCAGAACUGCAUCAAUAAAAUUUCAAAAUGGAUGUAAUAAAGUGGUAAUUGAACCUCGUGUCGUGCAAUUUUGGUCUGAAAUCAUACUUGUGAUUUCAAAUCGAACUUGCGCUGCGCGCUCGUUCGAUUUUGAAAUCACGCGUAUAAUUUCAGCCCAAAUUGUACUCCACUCGGUUCAAUUACCAUUAUAUAUCGCUAUUAUCAUGCGACGCGCUUUUGAUAUAAUUGGACGUGAGAUAUAGGGACUGGGUCGAGUUCAUCAACUCGACCUAGUCGAAACUUCCUGCGAAAGGAAAGGUAAACUUAAGGAGUGGGGGGGGGAGGAGUAGAAGGGAGGGGUAAAAACAAAUAAGAGGGCAAAAAAAGGAGGAAAGAUUUGUUUCUUAUAUCCUUGCCCUUAUCUUCCCAUUCUUAUAUUGUUAUCUUCUUUCGAUAUCUUUCAGAGACCGAAGAUGGCAAUUUUAUCAAUGUGAGAAGAUCUAGCUGUAUCAAUAAAUGAUGAGGACGGUGCAAUAAGAAGGAUUCUAUCACGUGGUUAACGUUUAAACUGAUUAAUAUGAUUACAUUAGAAAAAAUGUGAUCUUUAAAGCUAUCGACGCCUAAAUCAACUAAGGGA
This is a messenger RNA of Pocillopora meandrina, 1903 nucleotides long. Lineage: Eukaryota; Metazoa; Cnidaria; Anthozoa; Scleractinia; Pocilloporidae. The record is from the annotation of a GenBank genome assembly.